Molecule: messenger RNA, 2550 nt
Organism: Brassica napus (rape)
Lineage: Eukaryota; Viridiplantae; Streptophyta; Magnoliopsida; Brassicales; Brassicaceae
Product: probable cyclic nucleotide-gated ion channel 16
Exons: 7
Coding region: 326-2446 (706 amino acids)
Biological process (GO): monoatomic ion transport; transmembrane transport
Cellular component (GO): membrane
Molecular function (GO): monoatomic ion channel activity
Source: RefSeq, a predicted model, not a curated record
AGAAACAAUCAGAUGAUGAUAGUCGUUAAGAAAAUAACACUUUUAGUUUUCAUAAUUAUUUAUCUAGUUUUCAUAUUUAACUUGCAAAUAUAUCUGUGAACAUAGUUUUUCAAAUUAAGAAAAAAAUAAUCCAAACCGUGUUUUCAUUUCACCUUUUUAAUUAUUAAAUUUAAAACUACAUUUCAUAAAGCAUAGUCAAACCGAUGUUUGAUAGUUCGUAGAUACACAACUCUCUCCUCUCCUUAAUUGUCUCCAGUAUUUUACGUCAUUCUUCCACUCCCACAAAUGUCUCCCUUCCAUAACUUCAAACACACGUAACCAAAAAAUGAGCAACCUCCACCUCCACACCUCCGCACGCUUCCGCAAUUUCCCGACGGCUUUCUCCCGUCGCCACCAUAACAACAACGACCUCCAAAACCAACGCGGCCGAUCCGUUUUCUCCGAGCUAGGUGACACAACCCUCGACCCAAGCGGUGACCUAAUCACGAGAUGGAACCACAUCUUCCUUAUAACCUGCCUCCUCGCGCUCUUCCUCGACCCUCUCUACUUUUAUCUCCCUAUUGUCCAAGCCGGAACGGCCUGUAUGUCCAUCGACAUCGGUUUCGGCAUCCUCGUCACCUUCUUCCGUACCCUAGCCGAUUUCUCCUUCCUCAUUCACAUUCUCCUCAAAUUUAAAACUGCUUUUGUCUCCAAAUCGUCUAGAGUCUUUGGUCGCGGCGAGCUUGUCAUUGACCGCCGUGAAAUCGCCAUCCGUUACCUUAAAUCUGAGUUCAUUAUUGACCUCGCUGCCACGCUUCCUCUUCCUCAGAUAAUGAUUUGGUUUGUGAUCCCAAAUGCGGGAGAAUUCAGAUACGCAGCACAUCAGAACCACACACUUUCCUUGGUCGUCCUGAUACAGUACGUGCCUCGCAUCCUCGUCAUGCUUCCACUAAACCGUAGGAUCAUUAAAGCCACUGGAGUUGCAGCCAAAACAGCCUGGUCCGGUGCAGCCUACAAUCUCGUGCUCUACUUACUUGUGAGCCACGUUCUUGGUUCGGUUUGGUACGUUUUAUCGAUCCAGAGACAGCACGAAUGCUGGAGAAGAGAAUGCAUUAAGGAGAUGAACGCAACGCAUUCACCGUCUUGUAAUCUCUUGUUUCUAGACUGUGGAUCGUUGCGGGAUCCAGGCAGACAAGCUUGGAUGCGCAUCACUCGGGUUCUCUCUAACUGCGAUGCACGUAAUGAUGAUGACCAACAUUUUCAGUUUGGUAUGUUUGGUGAUGCCUUCACUAAUGAUGUCACUUCUUCUCCUUUCUUUGAUAAAUACUUCUACUGUCUUUGGUGGGGUCUCCGAAAUCUCAGUUCUUAUGGACAGAGUCUUGCAGCUAGUACAUUGAGUAGUGAGACUUUAUUCAGUUGUUUCAUCUGUGUUGCUGGCCUUGUUUUCUUCUCUCAUCUCAUUGGCAAUGUUCAGAACUAUCUGCAAUCGACAACGGCUAGGUUAGAUGAAUGGAGAGUGAGAAGAAGAGAUACAGAGGAAUGGAUGCGACACAGGCAAUUGCCACAGGAGUUACAAGAGCGUGUGAGGCGGUUCGUCCAAUACAAAUGGUUAACCACUCGUGGAGUCGAUGAAGAAGCCAUCCUCCGUGCUCUACCAUUGGAUCUUCGUAGACAGAUCCAACGUCAUCUCUGUCUCGCUCUAGUUCGCCGUGUGCCAUUCUUUGCACAGAUGGACGACCAGCUCAUAGACGCAAUAUGCGAGCGUUUAGUUCCAUCGUUGAACACGAAAGAUACAUACGUGACACGGGAAGGCGAUCCUGUAAACGAGAUGCUUUUCAUAAUUAGAGGUCAGAUGGAAAGUUCGACUACAGAUGGUGGACGGUCAGGAUUCUUUAACUCAAUCACGCUCAGACCAGGAGAUUUCUGUGGUGAAGAGCUCUUAACUUGGGCUUUAAUGCCAAACAUUAACCAGAAUCUCCCCUUGUCCACGAGAACCGUGAGAACUCUCUCUGAAGUAGAAGCUUUCGCUCUCAGAGCAGAGGACUUAAAGUUUGUAGCUAACCAAUUCAGACGCCUCCACAGCAAGAAACUCCAACAUGCUUUCAGAUACUAUUCGCAUCAGUGGAGAGCUUGGGGAACUGGUUUUAUACAAGCUGCAUGGAGACGAUACAUGAAGAGGAAGUUAGCUAUGGAGUUAGCUAGGCAAGAGGAAGGAGACGAUUACUAUUAUGAUGAUGAUGAUGAUGAUCAAUACGGAGGAGAGGACAUGCCUGAAAGUAGCAACAACGUAGACGACAACAGCAGCAACAAUCAGAAUUUGAGUGCGACGAUAUUAGCGUCUAAGUUUGCAGCUAAUACGAAGAGAGGUGUUUUAGGGAACCAAAGAGGGUCUUCCAGAAUUGAUCCUGAUGAUCCAACUUUGAAGAUGCCUAAAAUGUUUAAACCAGAGGAUCCAGGAUUCUUCUGAAUUUUUUUUUUUUUUUCUUUUGUGAAAAAAAUGAAUUUAGGAUAUUUUCAGAGACUGACUUGAUUUGCUGUAAGCAACAAUUUAAUCAGACAUAUAAAUAAACA